AUGGCCUGCCCUGCAAGGGGUGCGCGGGGCGCUGCUGCUGCCCCAGUGGUCCCGCUGAGUACCAGGUUCUGGCCCUUUCGCUUGCAGGUUGCCCAGCUGCCGCUGAGCCUGAAGGACAAGGCCUGGCACCACAUCUGCGUGGCAUGGACCACCCGGGACGGCAAGUGGUCGGCCUACCAGGACGGCGAGCAGCGGGGCGCCAGUGAGAACCUGGCCUCCUGGCAUGCCAUCAAGCCCCAGGGGGUGAUAAUCCUUGGCCAGGAGCAGGACACACUGGGCGGCCGGUUUGAUGCCACACAGGCCUUCGUGGGGGAGAUCGCGCAGUUCGGUGUCUGGGACCACAUGCUGGCGCCGGCGGAGAUCCUGGCCCUGGCCAACUGCACCUCCCACCUGCAAGGCAACGUGAUCCAGUGGGAUGACCAGGCGGUGGAGGUCUUUGGGGGCGCCGGCAAGGCGAGCUUCGUGGCCUGCGAGGAGAGGAUGAAGGCGUGAGCGGCCCCUCGCCCCCCACCCACGGGAAGGAGCAUGGCAGUG
Molecule: messenger RNA, 534 nt
Organism: Struthio camelus australis
Lineage: Eukaryota; Metazoa; Chordata; Aves; Struthioniformes; Struthionidae
Source: RefSeq, a predicted model, not a curated record